CAUGGAUCGAGCCGCUUCCAUCUUCUACCGAUUCCAGGCGGCUGACCCCAGCGCAGCGGCGGAAGUCCUCAACGGUUUGGCAGGCUCGGGAGACCCUAGUGACAGCCGCCUUCUCGGUUUUCUCCUCGAGUGGGUUCUUGAGAGGGAUCCAGAUGCAGGCUCGAACCUCAUACGUUUGUAUGACGGUCCCAGAUUCUUCCGGCCGUCUGCCGUUGCGCGUCAAUCCACGAGCGCUAGUUUGGGCUACCUGAAUGUUACGAAUGCCGGCUCUUUUCUCAUACUCUCCAACCUGUUCGCAAAAGCAUGGGCAAUCGUCAUCAGCGGUGUGUCAUUAUCGCGCUUCGUUAUCCCCAAUGAUAUUGACAAGGUCUUCAUAGUACUGGAAUUACUAUUCCCAGGAACCUUACGCGAAAUUCGAGAAUGGGUGGCUGCAGCGCAACUUUA
Molecule: messenger RNA, 444 nt
Organism: Cyclocybe aegerita
Lineage: Eukaryota; Fungi; Basidiomycota; Agaricomycetes; Agaricales; Hemipholiotaceae
Source: the annotation of a GenBank genome assembly